CAUGCGCACACGGCAGCGUUGUCACCCAGCAGAGCAGCGGAAAGUAGCCGGGGAUUAUUUUAGCUGAGAGCUGUGGCUGUAAUUUAGAGCUCAGUCCGCUGUAACCGGAUAAAUAAGAUGACCGAUCAGUCAUCACUUCUUCUGAGAAAACAACUCGCGGAGCUCAACAAAAACCCUGUUGAAGGCUUUUCUGCCGGUCUGAUUGAUGAUGAUGAUAUCUAUCAGUGGGAGGUUGUUGUCAUCGGACCACCAGACACACUGUUUGAGGGUGGAUUUUUCAAAGCAAACCUCACCUUUCCUCAGGACUACCCUCUUCGACCCCCGAAGAUGAAAUUUAUCACAGAAAUUUGGCACCCUAAUGUUGCAAAGAAUGGCGAUGUGUGCAUCUCCAUCCUGCACGAACCCGGAGAGGACAAGUUUGGUUAUGAGAAACCUGAAGAGCGUUGGCUUCCGAUCCACACUGUGGAGACCAUCAUGAUCAGCGUCAUCUCCAUGCUGGCCGACCCCAACAGUGACUCUCCUGCCAAUGUGGAUGCAGCAAAAGAGUGGAGAGAGGAUCCUAAUGGUGAAUUCAAGAGGAAGGUGGCCCGCUGCGUGAGGAAAAGCCAGGAAAUGGCAUUUGACUAAGCCCUCCCAUCAGAGCAUCACCCACUUAAAUGAUAACAGAGUUCUGAUCUACAGGGCGAGCAUCUGCCACUGCACGAUCAAGUUUUGCACCAGUUUUCCUUCGCCAACGUUGAGAUGGAAGUAAACCUAGCCAUUUUGAACCAUAGGAUUUCCUCUGAAUGAGUGAGAACAGAAUGAUGUUAUGAAAAUGUCACCCUUUUCCCCCCCCCUUUUCCAGCCCACCCAUGUAAGCGCGAGUGCGAGUGUGAGUGUGAGUGUGAGAGUGAGUGAGUGAGUGAGUGUGUGCGAGAGUGAGUUAAUGAGAGAGCCUGAUUUAUUUAUUGUCUAGAUUAUGAUGAAGUGUAAUGCAUGACGUUCGCUUUUUUACCUGCCUCUGAGCCAUCGACUAUGAACAGCCUCUUAUGCAAUUCUGAAGAUUUUCUUGCAUUUUUGGUGACAGAGGUUAAAUGAGAGAGUUAAAUGCUGUUACCCCCCCCCCCCCCCAUUUAAGCCCCGCCCACUAACUCCACCCACACCCACUUCAUCCCAUUGCAUAAAUGUAAAGAACCUUGCUCCCUGGGAAAAAAGCAUACCACAAAUGUCUCUCUCAGAGGAGUCAGUGUGAUCUCUGCUGCCUUAAUUUGUUUUCCUACACGGAAGGAAAUUGAAUCCAGUGAUGUCAGGAUGUUUAUUCUGCAGUUUUUGAGCAAAAAUCCUCAUUUUGUUUUUUGGACAAACCAAAAAAUAUUGCAUGAGACAGAGAAUAUUUUUUUGUAUGAGACGUAAGCUCAAAAACUGUAUUUUUUGUGUAUGUAAAUACGAUGUACCAUAGCUAUGUCAAUCAAAACCGUGUGUUUGUGUUUGUCCCGCCCCCUCCUCAGUACUCAGUACAGUUCUGUGAAUCUCAUAUUUGGCUGUAGUCUAGUUUCAGUCUAAAGGCUGCUGACGCUCAGGCUAGAUCCAGCCUUCAGUAGCACACCACCUUUUAUUUCCCCACAAAUAUAUUUACCCCAUUUUUCCCCAAAUCAACAUUUAUUGCUCAUUAAAGCUGUGUUUGUGCGACAUUA
Messenger RNA from Astyanax mexicanus (Mexican tetra), 1673 nucleotides. RefSeq names its product ubiquitin-conjugating enzyme E2G 1b (UBC7 homolog, yeast) (gene ube2g1b). NCBI's taxonomy places the organism in Eukaryota, Metazoa, Chordata, Actinopteri, Characiformes, Acestrorhamphidae. The record is from RefSeq and is a predicted model, not a curated record. Gene Ontology annotation, biological process: protein polyubiquitination; proteasome-mediated ubiquitin-dependent protein catabolic process. Gene Ontology annotation, molecular function: ubiquitin conjugating enzyme activity. Bases 118 to 627 code for a protein of 169 amino acids. The transcript is spliced from 6 exons.